GUGUCAAUGCUGAGCAUGCGCAAAACAAAGAGACAGCGUGGGUGCUCUUCUAUUUGAGAAUCAUGUACAAAGCCUCUACUGUAUAAAGGCGUUAACCCUACGUUUUCUCGUGGACGUUCCAGCCAUGGACGUAGUAAGGCAAUUCUCGGACGAGAUGAACACUGUUUUAGAGGGGAAGCUACCUGUGUCCCGGGCUAAGAUGGCGUCCAUCACUCGGAUAGCUUUAAAGGCUGCGAAGUUCUACAAGCACAUCGUCAUGACAGUUGAGAAGUUUUUGUCCAAGUGUCCCUCUGAAUACAAGGUGCCUGGGCUCUACGUGAUUGACUCCAUUGUGAGGCAGUCUAGACACCAGUUUAGCAUCGAGAAAGACAAUUAUGGACCAAGAUUCAGCAGGAGCUUUGAGAAAACAUUUCUACACCUCUUUGCCUGUCCUUCUGAAGAUAAGCCCAAGAUAAUUCGUGUGCUGAACCUGUGGCAGAAGAAUGGUGUGUUCUCUCCUGAGGUCAUUCAACCACUCCUAGCUCUGGCUCCCAGUCCUGAGGACUCUCCUAGAAGCCCCCAAGAGACUCCUCCCACUAAAAAGUCUGCCGCCCCGAUAAAGUCUGCCGCCCCGAUAGAAGAUGGAGGCCUUGAUCUCAAUUCGGCUAAUGCUAUUAUCCAGCAUCAGCAGACUCAGAUUCAAGCACUUCUUCAACAGCAGCACCAACUACAGAACCAGGCCAGCACAUUACUAGGACCAGCCUUGCAAGGCCUGCUAGCUCAGGCCAAAGAUAACGUGGACAUAACCUCGCUACUUAAGCAGACUCAGGACCUAACUGCAACACAGGAUUUAUUGGCAGCUCAAGACGCUCAAAAGUUGCCAGGAUCGUCCCGAACCAAUGGAGACCCUCCUCCUGCGCAGAUAAGCAACAGCCGGCCAAUAACCUCUAACAGGGAGCAGCAUGAAGAAUUCAACACUGCCCUCUUGGAUGAUUUUGACUACAGUGACGAUGACGAUGAUGAGCCAAACAAACGAAAGAGAACAACAGAGACAAACAUGGAACACCAACAGGAGCCCAAGAGAGACUCGACUGACCAUCUCCUGGAGGAGCUACAAGAGCAGUUUAUACGACAGGAGUCAUCAAGAGUAGAGCAGCCUCCUCCUCCACACCAACUUCCACCCCCACUCCCACAGCAUUACCCUCCACCAUCAAGGCCUCAUCCACCGCCUAUCCCCCAACACCCAUACCCACCGCCUGAUAUGCCACUCCCUCCUCGGAUGGGCGGUCCUAAUCUACCACCAUUGCCACCGUUUGACUACAACCAUCGAGGGCCUCCUCCGCCAUCACACCCUCCACACUAUCCCCCGCCCCCUCCACAUCACCCACACCACUCACCACCCUCUCCGUACAACAGGAGAGGAUACAGAUCACCCCCUGGAGCAUCCAUGAGAGUUAGGAGGCCUCGUUCACCCAGCCCAAUUAGGAGGCAUUCUGGAUCGUGGCGAGACAGAGAUCGGGACAGGGAUCGAAAAUCACCAUGGAGACGGUCACGUUCACCUUCUUUCAGGGACAGGAACGACUCUCGAUCAAAAACCUCACCCCACCGGUCACCACGACGACGCUCAGAAGACAAUGAUCGAUCUCGAAAAGGAAGCAUAUCACAUAAAGAGAAACAUGUUACAGUAUUGACCACAACCAUUUGGAUGGGUCACCUGGCUAAGAGUGUGACCAAGGAGCAGAUUGCGGAGGCUUGCAGUGACCAUGGCCGGGUUCACAGUGUGGAUGUGGUCAAUGCAAGAGGCUGUGCCUAUAUUGUCAUGGACUCCAGACCUGAUGCUAUGAAGGUACUCAAUGGAUUGAGAGAUGUUAAACUAAAUGGCAGUGUUUGUAAGCUGGCAUGGGCCCCUGGUAGAGGAGUGAAGGGUGGAGCAUACAGGAACUUCUGGAACCUAGAUGAUGGCGUGUCAGUGAUUCCAUGGGAAGCCGUCUCAUCACAGAGCGAGUUGGUCAAGUUUACUGACGGAGGGUGGAUUGAACCAAGCACAUGCCCACCUGGGAUGAGCCCACCAGAGCCCACCAAAGUUGAUGUCUCUCAGCCUCCUCCUCUGUUUCCCCCAGCUGGUGGGCCUGCCCCUCCUUCCUUCCCCCCUCAGGGCAUGCAUCCAUUGCCACACGGCCAUCCAGGUGCUCCACCACCUUCCAUGUACCAGCUCCCACCACCAGUGAGUGGAGGACCACCAUUCCCUCUGGUGCCGCCUCAGAAUAACUUACCCUCUCACAUGCCUAGUGAUAACAAUACUGUGGACAUGCAAAUAGCUAGCUCGCCUCCUCAUGAGCUUUAAUAAUUAUUAAAUAAUUACAGUCCACCCAUGUUCCUUUUUUUCGUUUCUAUGGUGGACAUUGUUUAUAUUGAGUGACUCUUUGUAUCAUUCUGACAACAUG
Molecule: messenger RNA, 2423 nt
Organism: Halichondria panicea
Lineage: Eukaryota; Metazoa; Porifera; Demospongiae; Suberitida; Halichondriidae
Product: SR-related and CTD-associated factor 4-like
Exons: 14
Coding region: 125-2323 (732 amino acids)
Cellular component (GO): nucleus
Molecular function (GO): RNA binding
Source: RefSeq, a predicted model, not a curated record